AUGGAUGCUGAGAGACUUGCUAUGAUUGGUGCACUAGUUCAGCAGCAGAAUCAGAACCUACUCAGAUUGCAACAAGCUGUUGACAGAAGGAGAAGAGAGAGAAGAAGGAGAGACAGGGUUGUGUGGGUAAGACAGUGGAUACUGAGAAGACCUGAACAUGGACUGUAUGAGAAACUGAUGGUGGAGCUGAGGAAUGAGGAUCCACGAGCCUUUCAACACUUCAUGAGGAUGCCACCAGCCAUGUUUGAUGAACUUGUACAGAGGCUGACCCCCAGAUUGACCAAGCAAGACACCAACUAUGCCUGGAGCGUUCCCCACAACACCGUCAGUGUGGUUGUCAGAGAAGUGGUAGAGGCCAUCAUUGAGGAGUACACAGAUGAACUCUUGUUUUGCCCAACAACUGAACAAGGAUGGAGAGACCUGGCUGAUCAAUGGUACCAGAGAUGGAACUUUCCCUACACAGUUGGUGCCAUUGAUGGCAAGUACGUGGCCUGUAAAGCUCCUCGUAACUCUGCCCCAGAAUUCUACAACUACAAGGGCUUUCAAAGUGUGAUCCUCUUUGCCAUGGUGGAUGCUGACUACAAGUUCACCUACAUUGACGUCUCGGGCAACGGCUCAUCCUCAGACGCUCAGAUCUACAACGAAAGUGAUCUCCAUCGUGGGCUGGACCAGAACAGGAUCCAUGGCUUUCCUCAGCCAGACCUUCUACCCAAUGACAAUCAGGAUGUGCCUUACUUCAUCAUCGGGAAUGACGCCUUCUCACUGCGGACCUACCUCAUGAAGCCGUACAGCACCAGAAACCUCACCCAUGAAGAGCGCAUCUUCAACUACCGGCUGUCCAGGGCAAGAUGGGUCAUGGAGAACGCUUUCGGCAUCCUGACCAACAGGUUCCAGAUCCUGCUCACCACCAUGCAACAUCACCAUGAAACUGUCAGAAUCAUCGUGGAAGCUUGCUGCAUCCUCCACAACCUGAUGCGCACCCGCUACCCAGUGCUCCAGAACAGGCUUGUGGACCGUGCACAACCAGAUGGGAACCUGCAGCCUGGGGCAUGGAGAGAAGGACAGAACUUGGAUGACACUGUUGUUGUGCAAGGCCCCAACACAGCCUCACGUGAUGGGAAAAGGCAGCGAAAUCUACUCAAGCAUUGGUGCAACUCCCCAGCAGGGUCAGUGGACUGGCAGGAGAGAAUGGUGGCUAUCAACUGA
Messenger RNA from Macrobrachium nipponense, 1206 nucleotides. Its product is annotated as putative nuclease HARBI1. The record is from RefSeq and is a predicted model, not a curated record. NCBI's taxonomy places the organism in Eukaryota, Metazoa, Arthropoda, Malacostraca, Decapoda, Palaemonidae. The transcript has a single exon. The coding region runs from base 1 to 1206 and encodes 401 amino acids.